CAAACAGGGGCAGCGCGGCCAUUACAGUUUCACAAGAGUUCGACACAGAGUUGACCGUUGUGUCCUGUGCUGUCGGGGAAAUCGGGUUUUCAGUGUUGAAGAAGGCGUGACUUCUGUGAUCCAGGAGAGCCAUGAAGGACCCGAGUCUCAACAACGGCAACAACAUGAGCAUCAGCAACGAGGUCAUCCUCAGCAACCAGUUCAUCUCCGAGGAAGACCCGUUCGCUGAGUACAUGUGGAUGGAGAACGAGGAGGAGUUCAACAGACAGGUGGAGGAGGAGCUGUGGGAGGAGGAGUUUAUCGAGCGCUGCGUACAGGAGCUGCUGGAGGAGGAGGAGCAGUGGGAGUGGUUCAUCCCGUCCAGAGACCUCCCCGGUCAGACCGUCAGCCAGCUGCAGGACCAGAUCAGCCUGCUCGUCCUGGACGGAGAUGUGCAUGCUGACGCAGACUUCGCAAUUGUGGUGAACAGCAAUCUGAACCCAAAUGCCAAGGAGUUCAUCCCGGGGAUCCAGAAACACGCCAUCUGACCCCGCCAGGCUCCGCCCCCUAUCCCUGCCUCACUCCGCACUGUGACAUCAUCAACAAGAUGUCUGCUGUAUUUUCCAGUCGCCACUCAACCUUCAGCCUGACGUGUUGCCAAAGUUCUGUGCUCGCAUGUGUUCGACUUGAGUUCCCAUAGUUACUGAAAUCUCCACCUGUACACUGGUCUGUCUACCUGUGUGUGUGUGUGUGUGUGUGUGUGUGUGUGUGUGUGUGUGUGUGUGUGUGUUUAACUCUCUGAAUGUAAAUCAGCUUGAGAGUGUUUGUGUGUGUUUUCUCUUUGAUCCAGAACAAACCCCUUUCUGUUACUAUCAGUUCUGAUGUCUCACUCGGACAUUUUUAUUUGCACUUUUAUAAAAAGAAAAACCUAAAAACAAACUUUGUGUUCAUAUUUUAUUCUGAGGUUAGAACCAGUCUGAUCCAGUUUACACCUGGUCUGAUCCGGUUUAGAUUGGUUUUGUUCUUUGAUUCACUGCACUUCUCCAUAUAUCCCAGCAUCCUUUGUGGUUUUGGUCCGUGCUGCCUGUCAGAGCUGUCUGCUCUCUGCUGCCUCAUUAACUGCUGUUUGUUUGUCAGUUUUUCUAAAUGCACAUAAAGUACUGUAUAAAAAGUCAUAUAAAGGAAAAAGUUGUAAAAAAAAAAAAAAUCUAUUU
Labrus bergylta (ballan wrasse) is the source of this 1193-nucleotide messenger RNA. RefSeq names its product polyadenylate-binding protein-interacting protein 2. Gene Ontology annotation, cellular component: cytoplasm. NCBI's taxonomy places the organism in Eukaryota, Metazoa, Chordata, Actinopteri, Labriformes, Labridae. Gene Ontology annotation, biological process: negative regulation of translational initiation. Gene Ontology annotation, molecular function: mRNA regulatory element binding translation repressor activity. The record is from RefSeq and is a predicted model, not a curated record.